This is a messenger RNA of Dentiscutata heterogama, 252 nucleotides long. The record is from the annotation of a GenBank genome assembly. NCBI's taxonomy places the organism in Eukaryota, Fungi, Glomeromycota, Glomeromycetes, Diversisporales, Gigasporaceae.
AUGGUAUGCCAUAUACCUCUUAUGAUGAUGCUACUGUUGGGUCAUCCAUAUAAUGAUUUCAGUGCUGGUCGUUAUGGGAAAUAUUGGCACCACAAUGAUAUUUUAUUCCCAACCUGGCAUCGACCUUAUACUUUAAGUUCCGAUAUUUUGGUGGGAUUCUCCACAAUGCGCCAUCCCAAUAACAAAUACGAGAAUCAAUUAAAUAUAAUGAAUAUUAAUAUGCCAAUGUUUGUUCAAACUGUUUUCGAUCUG